Messenger RNA from Cynocephalus volans (Philippine flying lemur), 5024 nucleotides. RefSeq names its product retinoic acid induced 14 (gene RAI14). The record is from RefSeq and is a predicted model, not a curated record. Gene Ontology annotation, biological process: signal transduction. The transcript has 18 exons. The coding region runs from base 308 to 3250 and encodes 980 amino acids. Lineage: Eukaryota; Metazoa; Chordata; Mammalia; Dermoptera; Cynocephalidae. Gene Ontology annotation, molecular function: protein binding. Gene Ontology annotation, cellular component: membrane.
CUUCUGGCGCCCUCUGGAUCCAGGUCGGCGGGGGCCGGCGCCCGGUGGCCACGUGGUGGUGCUGCCGCUGCCCCCGCCCCACCGGCCCAGCCCGGGAGCCGCGGCGCCCACUGACCCCCGCGGCGGGGGAGGAGGGGGACGGAGGCGCAGGAAGCCGAGCAGGAAGCGAGCCCGGCGGCCGCGUUUUCCUGGGGAAGCGGCGGGUGGGGUGGCGCAGCCAGCGGGGCCGGGGAGCCGCCGCCGCCGCCGCCUCGAUGGGGUGUUGAAAAGUCUCCUCUAGAGCUUCCGAAGGCUGAAUGGGCCAAACAUGAAGAGCUUGAAAGCGAAGUUCAGGAAGAGUGAUACCAAUGAGUGGAACAAGCACGAUGACCGGCUGCUGCAGGCCGUGGAGAAUGGGGAUGCGGAGAAGGUGGCCUCGCUGCUGGGCAAGAAGGGGGCCAGCGCCACCAAGCACGACAGCGAGGGCAAGACCGCUUUUCAUCUUGCUGCUGCAAAAGGACAUGUGGAAUGCCUCAGGGUCAUGGUCACACAUGGUGUGGAUGUGACAGCCCAAGAUACUACCGGACACAGUGCGUUACACCUCGCAGCCAAGAACAGCCACCAUGAGUGCAUCAAGAAGCUCCUGCAGUCUAAAUGUCCAGCCGAAAGUGUUGACAGCUCUGGGAAAACAGCUUUACAUUAUGCAGCGGCACAAGGCUGCCUUCAAGCUGUGCAGGUUCUCUGUGAGCACAGGAGCCCCAUAAACCUCAAGGAUGUGGAUGGGAAUAUACCGCUAAUUCUUGCAGUACAAAAUGGCCACAGUGAGGUCUGUCGCUUUCUCCUGGAUCACGGAGCAGAUGUGAAUUCCAGGGACAAAAAUGGAAGAACUGCUCUCAUGCUGGCUUGUGAGAUUGGCAGCUCUAACAUUGUGGAAGCCUUAAUUAAAAAGGGUGCAGACCUAAAUCUUGUAGAUUCUCUUGGAAACAAUGCCUUACAUUAUUCCAAACUCUCAGAAAAUGCAGGAAUUCAAAGCCUUCUAUUAUCAAAAAUCUCUCAGGAUGCUGAUUUAAAGACCCCAACAAAACCAAAGCAGCAUGAUCAAGUCUCUAAAAUAAGCUCAGAAAGAAGUGGAACUCCAAAAAAACGCAAAGCUCCACCACCUCCUAUCAGUCCUACCCAGUUGAGUGAUGUGUCUUCCCCAAGAUCAAUAACUUCAACACCACUUUCAGGAAAGGAAUCAGUAUUUUUUGUUGAACCACCCUUCAAGGCUGAGAUCAGUUCUAUACGAGAAAAUAAAGACAGACUAAGUGACAGUACUACAGGUGCUGAUAGUUUAUUGGAUAUAAGUUCUGAAGCUGACCAGCAAGAUCUUCUUGUCCUACUGCAAGCAAAAGUUGCUUCCCUUACUUUACACAAUAAGGAGUUACAAGAUAAAUUACAGGCCAAAUCACCCAAGGAGGCAGAAGCAGAUCUAAGCUUUGACUCUUACCAUUCCACCCAAACUGACUUGGCCCCAUCUCUGGGCAAACGUAAUGAAAUGUCUCCUGAAGACUCCAAAUCAUCUCCAUCUGUCCUAACACAUUCCCUGAGUAAAUCCACUAUCAACAGUGAUAUGAGAAUUCAGCAACUACAAGAGAUGUUGCAAGACUUGCAGAAGAGAUUAGAGAGCUCUGAAGGAGAGAGGAAACAGCUACAGGCCGAACUCCAGUCCCAAAGGACAGAACUGGUGUGCUUAAACAACACAGAAAUUUCAGAGAAUGGCUCUGACCUCAGCCAGAAACUUAAAGAAACACAGAGCAAGUAUGAGGAGGCUAUGAAAGAAGUCCUUAGUGUGCAGAAACAGAUGAAACUGGGUCUCCUCUCACCUGAGAGCGUGGAUAGUUACUCACAUCUCCAAGAGCUGAGGGUCACUGAGGAGGAGAUAGAUGUGCUGAAGCAGGAUUUGCAGAAGGCACUAGAAGAAAGUGAAAGAAAUAAAGAGAAAGUAAGAGAGUUAGAGGAAAAACUUAUAGAGAGGGAGAAGGGUGUAGUGAUUAAGCCCCCUGUGGAAGAGUAUGAGGAAAUGAAAAGUUCAUAUUGCUCUCUUAUUGAGAAUAUGAAUAAGGAGAAAGCAUUUUUGUUUGAGAAAUACCAAGAGGCCCAAGAAGAAAUCAUGAAGUUAAAAGACACACUAAAAAGUCAGAUGACACAGGAAGCCAGUGAUGAAACUGGGGACAUGAAAGAGGCCAUGAACAGGAUGAUAGAUGAACUCAAUAAACAGGUGAGCGAGCUGUCACAGCUGUACAAAGAAGCCCAGGCUGAGCUGGAGGAUUAUAGAAAGAGGAAAUCUCUAGAGGAUGUAACAGCCGAAUAUAUCCAUAAAGCAGAGCAUGAGAAACUGAUGCAAGUGACCAACGUGUCCAGGGCUAAAGCAGAAGAGGCACUGUCCGACAUGAAGUCUCAGUAUUCAAAAGUAUUGAAUGAGUUGACCCAGCUGAAACAACUGGUAGACGCACAGAAAGAGAACUCUGUCUCCAUCACAGAACAUUUGCAAGUGAUAACCGCACUGCGGACUACUGCAAAAGAGAUGGAAGAAAAAAUAAACAGUCUUAAAGAGCACCUUGCAAGCAAGGAAGCGGAAGUGGCAAAGCUGGAGAAACAACUCCUAGAAGAGAAAGCUGCUGUGACCGAUGCAAUGGUAUCCAGGUCUUCCUAUGAAAAGCUCCAGUCAUCCUUAGAGAGUGAAAUGAGUGUGUUGGCAUCUAAAUUAAAAGAGUCAGUUAAAGAGAAAGAGAAGGUCCAUUCCGAGGUUGUCCAGAUCAGAAGUGAGGUCUCACAAGUGAAAAGGGAAAAGGAAAAUAUUCAGGCUCUCUUGAAAUCCAAAGAGCAAGAAGUAAAUGAACUUCUGCAAAAAUUCCAGCAAGUUCAGGAAGAACUUGCAGAAAUGAAAAGGUAUUCUGAGAGCUCUUCAAAACUAGAGGAGGAUAAAGAUAAAAAGAUAAAUGAGAUGUCGAAGGAAGUCACCAAAUUGAAGGAGGCCCUCAACAGCCUCUCGCAGCUCUCCUACUCAACAAGCUCGUCCAAAAGACAGAGUCAGCAGGUGGAAGCGCUGCAGCAGCAGGUCAAGCAGCUACAGACCCAGCUGGCUGAAUGCAAGAAACAACAUCAGGAGGUCAUUUCAGUUUACAGAAUGCAUCUUCUAUAUGCUGUGCAGGGCCAGAUGGAUGAAGAUGUCCAGAAAGUACUGAAGCAAAUCCUUACCAUGUGUAAAAACCAGUCCCAGAAGAAGUAAAGUGGAUUCCUUGGUAGGACACUGCCAGAUGUUGCCCAUUUUUGUUAGAUCAGGAGUUGCUGGCAACCACUGCCAUCGUUCUCAUUUGUGGUAUGCACUGUGACCUAGCAUAGUAUCUUCACUUUCCAAAGGUUUCUGAGGACUGGGCCCAGAAGACUGCCCUCCUCAGAACUGCUUAGAGACUUCAAGCCAGCAGAGGUGAAAGUCCCUGUCCCUUCAGAUUCCAGAGCUGGGAUUAGCCACACCCAGAGGUCUGGUCCUGAGGCUGGCAGGUGGGCCGUCCUUGGUACCUGCCCAGCUGAAUGGCUUCAUCGCCACCGAGUGAUAUGCUGAGGCAUCUGUGCAGUGAAGGCUGCUUUACUGCCUGCACUCAGGCUGUGCCAUUCAGCACAGCAGAGGUCUUUUCACCUUUGGCUUCCAAUCCCAAAACAUGAUUUAAUUUCUAACCAAAUUAGUAUGGCACUAGUUACAAAGUGCAUGCUUAAGACCCUUUAUCAUGAUAUCCUGUGGAUUAAAAAACUUUAAUUCCAUUUUUCCCCCAUCUGCCUUUUAUAUCUCAUUACCCUGCUUAUCAAUCUGUUUGAUGAGCACUAUUAAGUAAAAUAUGAAAAAAAAAAAUUGUUCUUAAAAGAUUUUUUUAAGUAAAUCAUUAACAUAUUGCAAAUUUUCUAUGCAAACUUGCCUCCUGCUGUUAUCCAUGAAGCUCAGGAAAUCCAAAUAUUUGUGUUUCAACAAGGGACAGUAAACUAUGUGUUUACAGCCAAAAGAAAUGCCUCAUAGUUCUUAACCUCGAUUUUUUAAGUGUUUUUUUCUCUAUUUUUAUUGGCUCUUUAAGAUGUUUUCAUAUCUAAAACCCUAAAUAAGUGAAAUAAUGUUAGAUUAUAUUAACAAAAUAUUUUUAGGUAACCAUGCUUAAGACUUUUUAAAAAUAUAACUUUUUCCUCAAAGUUUUCAGCUAUAGCAAAAGGUAGUUAUGUAUUCCAAACUUAAUAUGAGCUGCCACCAAUACCCCUAGGACUUUUCUGCCAUGUGUCCUCAGAACUGUAGUACAUUUCUGAAUAGAACAAAUCUUCUUUUUACCCGUUGAACAUUUUUGAAAAAUCCUAACUCUACCAGUGCCCAUAAAUUAUCUCCGGAAGGACUGUUAGUACCAAUCAGUUUUUCAGUUUUGAACUAAAAAAUCCUGAUAUGGUAAUAUUAUGGUGCAUAGCAAAGGUCUUGGGAAAAAAAUAUUUCUGUUCACUUUACUUUCAGGCUAAAAAAUGUUUCUCGCUUGCAGCUUCCCUUCCAGCAUUGAUCUUACUGAGGGAGAUAAACAGAAUACAGAACUCUCCAAACUAUGUAACUAAAAAGUGUAGGCCUGCUCUGACAGGGCCCAUGUACCACAGGGCUGCCUGGGCUCAGAGGACGCUUGCUGUUCUGGAUGAUGUGUUAAUCUGUAUUGGAUGAGGACCAACAACAGCAAUGCAAAAUAAAUUUAAAGUUUGGUGUUACUUUUCUUAAGUUGUUUAAUUAUAGUUAAGCAAUUUCAAAAAUGCUUCAAAGAAAUGUGAAAGGACUUUUUGUUGUAGCACUUAAAAAAUACAAAACAAUGCCCCUCCUGUCCCCACACAGAAAUGCUGCGGAGUAUAAAACUUGAGACAUUUUGUAGGAUGCCUGACAAAGUGUAGCCUUUUAUCUUGUUUCAGGAUGCAUAUUUAUUACAAGUACUCUGGUUAAAUAUUGAAAAGUUAUAUGAUGUAGUUUAGUAUUUUGUCUUUGUAAUUUACAGAAG